This is a messenger RNA of Lecanosticta acicola, 1016 nucleotides long. NCBI's taxonomy places the organism in Eukaryota, Fungi, Ascomycota, Dothideomycetes, Mycosphaerellales, Mycosphaerellaceae. The record is from the annotation of a GenBank genome assembly.
AUGGCCAAGGACAACUUCCGAGACGGCAAAGCUCCAUUCAACUUGAAAUCGAGACAUACGCCCUGCGAGACGUACUACAAAAUCUACGGCGACCUGGACUGCGGCAGACCUCCUCUGAUAGUCCUCCAUGGCGGUCCGGGCGUCGGCCAUGCAUAUCUCGAGGCGUACAGUGGAAUCGCGACGGAUUGCGGAAUACCUGUCGUCUUCUACGAUCAGAUCGGCUGUGCUCUGUCCACGCACCUGCCAGAGACCAAUGGCGACAAGGCGUUCUGGCAACCAAGUCUGUUCGUAGAGGAGCUGGAGAGCCUCCUGGCACACCUCAACAUCAGCCGCGAGGAUGGACCGGGCUUCCACGUCUUCGGACACAGCUGGGGUGGUACUCUGGCUGCGACCUUCGCCUCUCGCCAACCUCCCGGACUUCGCAAAUUGAUCAUCGUCAGCGGAACUUCCGAUGGACAGAUCUUUCAGAAUCACCUCUGGCAAUUGCUGAAGCAGCUGCCGGAGGCCCAUGAAAAGGCCGUGGAAGAUGCGAUACGAAGAGAAGACCUUACGGAUCCAGCAUAUUUGGCGGCGAUGGCGGCGUUUGGCAAGGCGUUCCUCUGUCGGUCAGACCCCUGGCCUCCUGCGGAGCUGAUAGAGAGUCGCAAGAAUCAGGCCGCGGACCCGACCGUUCGUGAUACCAUGUUAGUCAGGCUGUCUCUUGCUCGUAUACAGUUCGACGACUUACUAAUCCCAAUCCUCCUCGCAGGCAAGGCCGGUCGCCCUUCCUGUACGACGGGUCAAUGGAGCACUACAGCACCAUUCCGCUCCUACCCAAAAUCAACGUCCCGACUCUACUUUUCAACGGCGAAUUCGACACCGCAGGCUACCCUGUGAUGGUGCAAUUCUUCAACCACAUUCCCAAGGUGAAAUGGAUGACACUCGAUGGCGCAAGCCAUAUGUCUCAUUUGGAUUCUGAAGCAAUGCGAGAGAGAACUUUGAAGCUGGUCGGCGAGUUUCUGAAAGACAGUCAAUAG